AUGGAGACGAUUGAAAGGAACGAAACUACGUCAUCCAGCAAGCUGGCAAAGGAUAUUAGUACAAGUCACAACUCAAAACAACCUGACGCUGUCGAUGAAGAUGAGACAUAUUCAAGGAUCACGCUUGGUACUGAACCCACAGCAUCUGAAAGUGAACAACGAGUUAUUGGUGUAAAUUGGAACUUCGUUGAAGAUCAACUUGUUUUUGACUUAAGUGGCAUAGCUGAAUUGCCCAAAACCUCUGAACCCACCAAGCGAAAUAUCAUUCGACUCCCCGCUAAGUUUUACGACCCGUUGGGAUAUAUGUCACCAAUAACUGUCCAAUUUAAACAAAUUUUCCAAGAGUUAUGCGAAGGUAAAGUUGGUUGGGAUGAUGAGAUCUCACAUUCGAUAAGAGUAAAAUGGGAGAAACUAGUAGCAGAACUACUGAAGAUGAAACGCAUUCUCCUUCCCCGUUGCUAUUUCUAUAACAUAAGCGAGAGAGUAAUUUCUUCCACCAUCUAUGGCUUCUGUGAUGCGUCAAAGAUGGCAUAUUCAUGACCUAUUUGGUAAUUAGAACUGCCAGCAGUACUUACGUAAGAUUUUUAGCAUCUAAGACAAGAGUGGUCCCCAUUGACAAACAAACUAUUCCUCGAUUCGAACUGUUAUCCUGUCUCAUCCUUGCAAAAUUACCUAAAGACGUGGAGGAAGUCUUACGUCUGGAGUUACAAUUGCAAGAUUCAGUUUGCUGGACUGAUUCGAAAGUAGCGUUGUUUUGGAUCAAGAAUGAAGAUCGGGAGUGGAAACAGUUCGUGCAGAACCGAGCAAUGGAAAUCCGCAAUCUGAUAAGCCCGAAUUCUUGGCGACACACUGUCCAGGCGGAGAUAACCCAGCUGACAUACCUUCAAGAGGAAUAA
Paramuricea clavata is the source of this 896-nucleotide messenger RNA. Lineage: Eukaryota; Metazoa; Cnidaria; Anthozoa; Malacalcyonacea; Plexauridae. The record is from the annotation of a GenBank genome assembly.